UAUUUUGAUCGCUUAUAUCCUCGUAAGUGAUGCAAAAUGAAUGCCAACUGCAUAAUAAAUCUUUUAUACUUCAGGCUGUGGAUACGUCCAUUAUGGAAAUGAUAAAAGUAUACGUUGUUUUGGAGGCACUGGGACAAUGGAACCAAACAUUUGGGGUGGUGAUCCAACUAUAUACACACUAAACUUAGAAUUCACGACUCCUACAUCUAUCGAUACCAUAUCAAACAGUUGGCAGGAUGCACGUUCUAGCAAUGCUUUUGACCCUGAGCUAAGAGGGUUCUGUCAAAUCGCAACAUUACCAAACGGCUAUCAAAUUAUUCUUCAAGGCGGCAAUGGUUUAAAUAUGAUGAAUGACACGAUUCUAUUUGAUGUAUCUCAAAAAACCUGGCAAGGACUGACACCUUAUAUUCCGUCGAACGGUACAAAAAUCUGGGGAGGAACUGCUACAAAUCUACCUUCAGCUACUAUGGAUACUAUUGGUUUCUUUGGAGGCACAACAGGCGUUUUCUUAGCUGAUGCAGCUUCAGCACCUAAGGUCACAGGAUCUCCAGGAUUUACAAAUCUAACCGUUUUCAAUACGACAUCCAAGACUUGGAGUUACUUUAGUCCUCAAAACAAUGUGCCUAGUGCACUUCCAAUCUUUCAUACAGCAGCCCUUGAUCCCAAGUCAGGCAUUAUAUAUUAUCUUGGUGGUGAAAUAAUUGGUGCUAUACAACCGUCUAUUUCCCAAUUAUCAUGGGGAUACACAUUUAAUACAGCAAAUGGAAAUUGGAAUAUUCGCAACUACACUGCGCCAGAAGACAAAUUCCCUUCAGGCAGAGUGUAUCAUACUAGCACAAUGGCUCCUAACUCUCAGCAUAUUAUCUUAUUUGGCGGGGCAAAUUCUGCAAAUAGAGCUGUUUCUGACUACCUUUUUACACUCAACAUUGAAACAAAUACAUGGAAUCAAGUUACAUUGAGUAGUGCUUUAUCUUUACCGCGAUUUGGACAUUCAGGUACGUUUUGUUAUGUAUGGUCCCUGUUGAUAAACUUUGUUUUACUAUAGCUGUACUUGUAAAUAACACCCUCUUUAUAUUAUCUGGUGAGAUUACUGAGGGCCUAGCAACAAGCAUUCUUGCAAUAGACGUUACCGAUGUAUCAAAUAUGCAACUAGCAUCAAGUUAUCCUUAUACUCUUGCGACGACAAACCCUACUAGUGCAUCAAAUACCACAGGCACGACAAAUAGUACUGGUACUACGAAUGGUACAACUCCUCCACCAUCUCCCUCUCUGUCUCCUGGGGCAAAAGCUGGUAUUGCGAUUGGUGUCAUCAUUGGC
This is a messenger RNA of Rhizopus microsporus ATCC 52813, 1317 nucleotides long. RefSeq lists its product as uncharacterized. Bases 137 to 1045 code for a protein of 302 amino acids. NCBI's taxonomy places the organism in Eukaryota, Fungi, Mucoromycota, Mucoromycetes, Mucorales, Rhizopodaceae. Gene Ontology annotation, molecular function: protein binding. The transcript is spliced from 6 exons. The record is from RefSeq and is a predicted model, not a curated record.